AUGAAGUCUUUUGAGCACCAUGUACUGUUCCACCUUAAAACCAUCAGCAACCCACCCCUGGACCCCCUGCAGUUCACUUACAGAGCCAACAGCUCCACCUUAAGCACCAUCAUCCCGGAUCUGCUGCAGGACAAGCUGUCCCAACUGCAUUUGCCUGACUCCACCUGCAGGUGGAUCACCAACUUCCUAUUGGACAGGAAGCAGCACAUGAAGCUGGGGAAACGCAUCUCUGACUCUCAGUUCAUCAGCACUGGUACCCCUCAAGGCUGUAUCCUGUCCCCUCUACUCUUCCCCUUGUAUACAAACAGCUUCACCUACAGUCACCACUGUGCGAUGCCUUGUCAUACGGCCUCGCUCCUGGUCCCCCUGCUGGGCCUGUCUCUGUAUGGGAUGGUGCAAAGCUGUCUGGAGGAUCCUGCCGCGGCCUACCGCUACACCGGAGCUGUCUGCAGGCUCACCUAUCCAGCCGCUGUUGUCCUGAAUGAGAAGGCCACCAAGGUCAUCGAGGCGGCGUUCCAGCAUGCCAGGUAUCCGAAUGUGAAAGGAGAGAAGUCGCUGCUGUUUAUAGGCAGAGUCAUAUACGGCCUGGAGAAUUUGGAGAUCCACAACCUGUCCAUUGGUCGAAGUGAAUUUGAGCUCCACCCAGGUGAGGGCAUUGCAUUGACGAUAAGCAACGUAUCGGCGGUGUUCAGAGGGACCAUCCAGUAUGGAUACGGCAGCUGGCUGGUCAACGUUGCCCAUUCAAUAGACUUUGAAAUUGAGUCCCAGAUUGAUCUUGGACUUAAUCCCAGACUUUACUGUGGUAAAGGAAUGGUGGCAGCAACCGUUUCGGACUGUUUUCUGAACUUUCACAAGCUUCGUCUGCUGCUGCAGGGGGACAGAGAACCACACUGGCUAAAGCGGCUGUUCACCGACUUCAUCAGUUUCACUGUCAAACUGGUCAUCAAAGGACAGAUUUGUCAAGAAAUCAACAAGGUGGCAAACAUACUGGCUGAAUUCAUACAAAAAACAGCAGAGCAGUUCCUGAGUGAUGGAGACAUCAGUAUGGAUAUCGGUGUUACUGCUGCCCCUGUCAUCACUACCAGUUAUCUAGAAUCAUACCACAAGGGUCUGACCAACUACAACAACAUUUCUGCUGUCAUCAAUGACUCAGUUUUCCAUCCCAGCCAGCUAACCGAAGAGAGAAUGCUCUACUUCUGGAUAUCAGACCAGGUCUUUAACCCAGUGAUUACUGCUGCCCAGCAAGAUGGACGCUUCCAACUCAACAUUUCGGGAGCAGAGAUAAUUGAACUAUUCAAGACAGAGCUGUCCACUCCCAUGCCUGAAUUCAUAAGCCAGUGUCUAAUAGUGUCAGGUUCUCCAGAGCUUAGGGUGUGGAGUUCUUCUGUCCCCCACUUCAAAACCUCUGGCCUGGGUGCCAGGGUCAGGGCACAAGCCUCCGGGGAGCUCCACUGUGGAAGUCCACGCUCACCUACAUUCUCCUUUCAAACGGAAGUGGAAGUGCUGGUCACAGCUUCCUAUGCUGACAAGAGACUCUUUCUCAAUGGCAACGCCUCAGAAAUCUCUAUACUCCGGGCAGAGCUAUUAUCAGACAAUCAACAGAUGGACGAGGUGCAUCUUGAAUACGUAAGAGAGGCUGUGGAGAAGAUAGGCAUCCCUAAGGUCCUAUUUGUUCUGGCAUCAGAGCUAACGAAAUUAUUGGACAAACAAGGGACCAAUUUGUUUGACAUCUUUAACCCAGAGGUGCUUCCUCAGGAUGGCUUUGUGGUGAUCAAGAUGGACUUUGGUUUCCCUCAUCAUCUCCUGGUUGAGUUCCUUAGGAAGACGCUGGACUAAUCUGGCAUAACUCCCCCGAGUGUUUUGAAUCAAAUUGAUAUAAAAACAGAUUAUAAAGAAAUUUGAUUCUCUUAGUGUUUCAGGAAAAAAUAUCUGUAACAAUGUUCUUCAUUGUAAUUAUAAAGGCUUGUGAUGCAUG
This is a messenger RNA of Lampris incognitus (smalleye Pacific opah), 1975 nucleotides long. RefSeq names its product cholesteryl ester transfer protein, plasma (gene cetp). The record is from RefSeq and is a predicted model, not a curated record. Gene Ontology annotation, biological process: cholesterol homeostasis; low-density lipoprotein particle remodeling; high-density lipoprotein particle remodeling. Gene Ontology annotation, molecular function: triglyceride binding; phosphatidylcholine binding; cholesterol transfer activity. Gene Ontology annotation, cellular component: high-density lipoprotein particle. Bases 1 to 1836 code for a protein of 611 amino acids. Lineage: Eukaryota; Metazoa; Chordata; Actinopteri; Lampriformes; Lampridae. The transcript has 19 exons.